AGUACUCUACUUUUUGGUUGCCAGUAGAAUAAAUAGCUCGUGAUCUCUCAGUCAUUCCCACCACCACUUUUCCUCACGAUGUUCAGAUUCCGGGCUGUAGCAUUCAUCACAAUUCUUUUGAUUCUAUUAGACAGCGGUCGUGUCCUCUGCCACACAAAAGGACUCCGGUCGCCGCGGGCGCCGUCGGAGCAGUACCCGGAGAACUCGACGCAGGGGGGGUUGACGGAGCAGCAGUUCAUGCUGUGGGUCAAGUUCGUCGGCAGCCUCCGGCACAGUGCCUUCGGCAGGGCAGUGAACGAGGCCUUCUCUUCCCGCGCGCUCACCGUCGACAAAAACCCGUCGGCCGGAGACUUCACGACGAUCCAGGCUGCCGUCGACUCUCUGCCUCUCAUCAAUUUGGUGCGAGUUGUGAUCAAGGUCAAUGCCGGCACGUACACAGAGAAGGUGCGGAUAUCGCCGAUGAGAGCCUUCGUCACCAUACAAGGAGCAGGAGCUGGUAAGACGGUGGUUCAGUGGGGUGACACAGCCGAAACACUGGGGCCGACAGGGCAGCCCAUCGGGACCUUCAACUCCGCCACCUUCGCUGUCAAUGCCCCUUAUUUCAUGGCAAAGAACAUCACCUUCAAGAACACAACCCCUGUUCCGCCACCAGGGGCGAUGGGGAAGCAGGCGGUGGCGCUGAGGGUGUCCGCGGACGCGGCGACAUUUGUGGGCUGCAAUAUUUUGGGGGCACAAGACACGCUCUACGAUCACUUCGGCAGGCAUUACUACAAGGAUUGCUACAUCGAAGGCUCUGUGGAUUUCAUCUUCGGGAACGCUCUCUCGCUCUACGAGGGAUGUCGUGUCCACGCGGUGGCGCGGAACUACGGCGCCGUCACGGCGCAGAACCGGAUGAACCUUUUGGAGGACACAGGGUUCUCGUUCGUGAGAUGCAAGGUGACGGGGUCGGGGGCGCUCUACCUGGGGCGGGCAUGGGGAACCUUCUCCAGGGUCAUCUUCGCCUACACGUACAUGGACGCCAUCAUCGUCCCCAGAGGAUGGUACAACUGGGGAGACCCCAACAGAGAGAUGACUGUGUUCUACGGGCAGUACAAGUGCAGCGGCCCGGGAGCGAGCUACGCGGGAAGGGUUUCAUGGUCGAGGGAGCUCACGGACGAGGAAGCAAAGCCUUUCAUUACCUUAAGCUUCAUCGACGGCUCCGAGUGGGUCAAGUUGUGAAUGCCGUCCACCAUUUGCCUUUUCUUCCCUUGAGAUUGUCCAAAACAAUACAGCAGCAGAAGAAGAAGAAGAAGAAGACGUCUCUUAGGAUUCUUCGAAUAAAACAAUGGUUGCUCAA
Messenger RNA from Musa acuminata subsp. malaccensis (wild Malaysian banana), 1336 nucleotides. Its product is annotated as probable pectinesterase 53. The record is from RefSeq and is a predicted model, not a curated record. Gene Ontology annotation, biological process: pectin catabolic process; cell wall modification. NCBI's taxonomy places the organism in Eukaryota, Viridiplantae, Streptophyta, Magnoliopsida, Zingiberales, Musaceae. Gene Ontology annotation, molecular function: pectinesterase activity.